Messenger RNA from Mytilus trossulus (common blue mussel), 597 nucleotides. Its product is annotated as complement C1q-like protein 4. Gene Ontology annotation, molecular function: protein binding. The record is from RefSeq and is a predicted model, not a curated record. NCBI's taxonomy places the organism in Eukaryota, Metazoa, Mollusca, Bivalvia, Mytilida, Mytilidae. The transcript has 3 exons. Bases 1 to 597 code for a protein of 198 amino acids.
AUGGCAACCACUGAAUUACAGGAUCAUGACUUAGGAGAGGUAAGUAAAGAAAGUAGUUUUAUUUGUAACAAGUCGAUAUUACUUGACCGAGUACCAGGAUGUCCUAACAUAGAGAUGGUAACUUGUCGAAAUGUUGGACAAUCCGAUGUCAAAAAACGACUACUUUUACAACCAGAUAACACGGCCAGCGAUGCACUUGUUGCAUUCUACGCAUAUAUGUCCAUUCCAGAAAACAACCCUAGUGCCCAUCAUACAUUGAUAUAUGACGUCUCCGUUACCAAUGUAGGAAGCGGUUACAACCACGUGACAGGAAUCUUCACCGCACCAACAAGUGGGAUAUACGUGUUCAUAUGGGUAACCAGAGUUUAUAAUGGUGAACACCCUACCGAACUCAUGAUAAACACCGCGGUGUAUGGGGUCACCUUUCUUCGAGCAAAGGGCAGUAGUAAUGAUGGCUCAGUAAGUGGGACCGUUGUAGCUAACGUUACCAAAGGUGAUGCGGUCUUUGUGCGUGUUCAUUCCUCUUAUCCUGGAGAUGGAUAUAUUUACAGUAAUGUUCAUGGUCGUCCAUCAUUUUCUGGCUGGCUUCUACGUUGA